Molecule: messenger RNA, 750 nt
Organism: Fusarium venenatum
Lineage: Eukaryota; Fungi; Ascomycota; Sordariomycetes; Hypocreales; Nectriaceae
Source: RefSeq, a predicted model, not a curated record
AUGGGACGAACCAGCGACCAUAUUCACUUCCCUCGCCAUGUUGAGCGAAUCCCACGUCGACCAAACGGCCCCAGCGGAUACAGCGACUCGUUAGGAAGAGCUGUACUGAUCGACAUCAUCAACUAUUUCGCAGAUGUUGUCGACGCAAUCGAUGACAUUAAACUUCCCAAACAACACAAGGACCGGACGAAACUAAAGAACGAUAAGAAGAAGUUAAGCGAUACAGCCGUGAGGGGUGCAAAUACCUUUACAGCCCUUUUCAACUCUGCCAAAGGCCAAGCCAAGUACACUGAUCCUGCUCCUAAAAACUUGCCAGUAUACCGGGAUGAGAUUAACAGCCAACUUCUACACCCACUGUCGAAAGCCAAGUCAAGCCUCGGUCGAUCUUUCACAUUCACCCCAUAUCAACAAAGACUGAUGGUCAUCCUGAACCAUAUCGAGGCCGAGAUAUGCUGGUGGCUUAAGCUCCCCCGCCCAGGCAUCAGCUAUGACAAAGGGUUAAAUAAUACCAGUAAAGCCUCUGGCAAAGCCUCAACAACACAUAGCUACGGCAAAGCCCCAACACAAGCCCAAGGCAAGGGUUCAACAACUACCCAUACCACUAGCAAGUCUCAUGACCAGCGCCCAACACAAAGUAGCAAGAGCCAUGAUCAGCGAUCAUCGAGACCUACGCAAACUAAAGGGGGGCAGCAAAAACAGAAGAGGAGCUCUUCUCCGGUGGACAAAUCAGGUGGUUGCGCGGUCAUGUAG